AUUUCAUGCCAACACCAAUGAUAAAAGGCCUCAGAGCUGAUGAGAUCUGAAGGCAUCCAUUCAAUUUUCCUCCAUAGAUCUCUUUGUUUUCAGCUAGAGAAAAAACUGGAAGGACCCAUAAUAGCUUCGAAUCUGUUAAAGCUGGCCUGAGAAUGUGAGGUGGACUACUAGCCAUCGAGGAAUUAAAGGAUAAUCCUCACCACUAAUUAAAUUGGUCUAUUUUCAGGAGGAUCAAGAUUUAAUGCUAUUAUAUCCUGUAAUCCAUUAUCAAAACCUCUGUUAGAUAUUAUCAUGGAUUGCAAGGAACAAGAGCGAAAGUUUGGAGGGCAUGGAAAAAAGAAAUGUGAGGGAGGAAAGGGCAAGAAACGUCCAGCAGAAGAUAGCAAUGAAGAUGAAGUCCAAGAAUUUUUCGCUCUGGUGGACAGAAUUCAUGCAGUGCACAAGCUUUAUAAACAGAGGCGAAUGAAUUUUCCCUCUGCAGGAGAAACACCCACAUCUCAGAUUGUGGGUGGCGAUGUCAUCCAAGGUAAAUCUCUAUGGAAGCCCUCUUUCCAAUGGGAGGAUUUUUUUUCCUUAGCUCGGAAAAAUAGUAGUAUUAAUGAUUGUUCAAACAACUCAAGCACUUCGGUGAUGUGUGAAAAGCUUUGUGUUGGUAGUGAUCAAAGAAUAGGUGUGAGGAGUUUUGAUCUGAAUGUUGAGGCUACCGCAGAAGAGUAGAUUCCUGCAGAAGCAUUACCCUUUUCUGCCUUCCUUGAAAUGUGAUGUACUUGUUACUGCUCCUGAUGGCAAUGGUUAUUUCCAGUUUAAAUUUUUAGCCAAUUACCUAUUUACUCAUUC
Molecule: messenger RNA, 837 nt
Organism: Cryptomeria japonica (Japanese cedar)
Lineage: Eukaryota; Viridiplantae; Streptophyta; Pinopsida; Cupressales; Cupressaceae
Exons: 2
Coding region: 292-717 (141 amino acids)
Biological process (GO): regulation of systemic acquired resistance
Source: RefSeq, a predicted model, not a curated record